This is a messenger RNA of Dictyostelium discoideum AX4, 5625 nucleotides long. RefSeq lists its product as hypothetical. Bases 1 to 5625 code for a protein of 1874 amino acids. The transcript is spliced from 4 exons. Lineage: Eukaryota; Evosea; Eumycetozoa; Dictyosteliales; Dictyosteliaceae. The record is from RefSeq and is a predicted model, not a curated record.
AUGGAGAAGAAUAAAUCAGCUCUAUUAUCAUUUCUAGAGAUGGAUCUUAGAAAUAUCUCAUCAGAAGCAAGAAAUAAAUUAUUAAAUAUUAAAGAAGCAAGUGAAAGAGGUAUUUUAUAUAUUAAAUAUCUUCAAGAACAAUCAGCAACUCCUGAAAUAUUAUUACAAAAUUUAAAAUCAAAAUCUGAUGAAAUCUUAAAACCAUUUUUAAUGGCAUUAGAAUCAAAGAAUCAAAAAAUGAUUUCAUUAGCAAUUGGUUCAGUUUUAAAAUUAAUUUCACAUAGUGCAAUCUCAAAUAGUUCAAUACCUUCAAUUUUAAGUAAAAUGCAAUUAUUAAUUGAUGUUGGAUCAGAUGAAUCAAUUCAAUUAAAAGUUUUACAAGGAUUAUUAGUAUUGAUAACUACAGUACCAGAUAUUCAUGAUGAAGAGUUAUCACAAUUAUUGGUAUUAUGUUUUAGAUUACAUGGUAGUAAGAAUACAUCAAUUCAAAGUACAUCAUCUGCAACAUUACCACAAAUCAUUAGAAUCAUUUUCGAUAGAGUUUCUGUUGAAAUGAAUACUGCAAAUAAGGAAAUACUAUCAUCACCUGUAACUACAAAAUUAAUAAAUUCAAAAUCUUCUGAUAAUAUAACUUUAAGUAAUAAUAAUAAUCAAGAUGAUUCAUCAUCUUCAUCUUUAUCAACUACUUCAGAUUCAACUACAACUACAAAAAAUGAUGAUAAUACAGGUACUACUACACCAACAACAACAACAACAGAAAAUACAGAUACUAAAACUACAACAACAGUAACAGAAACUACAGAUACUAAAACAACAACAGCAACAGAUAAUCAAUCACCACAAUUAAAAUCAUCACCAUCAAAUACAAAUGUAGUUCAACAACAUCAACAACAUAAUAAAAAUAAAUCAUGGUCAAAUUUAAAACCAUCAGCAAAAGAUGCAUAUUUAUUAUUACAAGAUUUAUGUUAUAUUACAGGUAGUGAUUCACCAGAAUGGUUACCACAUACGACAACCAUUUCAAGAGCAUCAGGUUUAGAUUUCAUUGAAAUGAUACUUUCAGUUCAUUAUGAUAUUUUUUUUAAGUUAGAAGAAUUUAAAAAUUUAUUAAAAGAUAAAAUUUGUCCAUUAUUAAUUAAAAAUUUUAAAUUUAAGAUGGAUUUUUAUCAUACAGUUAGAUUGAUUAGAGUGAUAACACAAUUUAUUAGUAAAUUUAGUUCAAUAAUGGUUACAGAAUCAGAUGUAUUAUUGACAAAAACUAUAAAGAUGAUGGAUUUAGAUCAACCAAUUUGGACACAAAUUUUAGCAUUGGAAUCAUUUAGAGUCUAUUCAGAGGAUCCAAAUCUAUUAAGAUUAUUCUUUAAAAACUAUGAUAAAGAUAACAACUCUGCAAAGAUAUUUGAAACAAUGACGAUUGCAAUUGGAAAAUAUGUUCAAAAUUUGUAUGGAUUGGAUAGUAGUCAUUUUGUGUUGGUUCAAACCUCAAAGAAUCGUCUAUUGGAUUUAUUAUGGCAAUCAGAGGUACCACUGAUUAAAGAGAGUUAUAUAAUCUCGGUUUGCACAGAAUGUAUCAAUGGUAUUGUUAAUGCAGUCUCAAAAAUCAAUAAUCCCGAUAAUAGUGCACAACAAUAUUCAGACUCUUUGGAGAUAUUCACUCAAAUGGCAAAUUCAUGUUGGGUAUCAAUACUUGGUGGUAUCUCAAUGUUAUUAGGUAAAACCAAUGACGAAGCUUUAAUUCAAAUGGUUUUAAAAUCAUUACAAUCAUUUACAAAUACAUGUGGUGAUUUACAUUUAUCUGCACCAAGAGAUGCUUUAUUAACUUGUCUUUGUAAAACUACAACUUUACCAUCAUUUGAAUUAUUAAAUUCAAAUUUAAAUUUAAAUGCGACAACAACAACAACGACAACAACAAAUACGAAUACUAUAAAUAAUAUAAAUAAUAUAAAUAAUAUAAAUAAUACGAAUAAUACGAAUAAUUCGAAUAAUAUAAAUAAUACAAAUAUAAAUACGAAUAAUAUAAAUAAUAGCGAACAACAACAACAACAACAACAACAACAAAUACAAUCACCAAUAUCAUCGACAUCAACAUCAUCAAAUAUAAUAUCAUCACAACAAUCAACACCAUCAAAUUCAUUAACACCACAACAAUUGUCACAAAAUAAUAAAGACGGUCAAAUUUCAAUAAAUACUAUGGAAGAGAAAUUAUCAAAUUUUUAUCCAACCACUAAAAAUAUAUUAUCAGUGAAAAUUUUAUUUAAUAUAGCUCAUUGUAUGGGUUCAUUAUUGGAUGAAUCUUGGAUACUGGUUUUAGAAACAUUAGAAACUUGGAAUAGAUUUUUAGAGAGUUUUUUAAAGAAAAAAGAGAAUUCAAAUAAUACACAAACAACAACAGGUACAGGUAAUACAAUAAAUGGUAAUAAUAAUAAUAAUAGUGGUGGUAAUAAAAGUGGUGAUAAUAUAAUAUUACCAAAUCCAUCAAGUUUAUCAAUUGCAAAUAAUAAUAAUAUUAAUAAUAAUAAUGAAAAUACAUCAUCACCAAAAGAAACAUCAUCACCACGUACAAUUGGAUCAAGUGAAGUACCAAUUUUAAUGAAUUCAAUGGAUAAUUUAUUUAAAUCAAGUUCACAAUUAGAUUUAAGAUCUUGUCAAUACCUUUUAGAAGCAUUAGGUAAAUUAUGUACACAAUCAUUUAAUUUGAAAUCAUUUAAUUCAACACCUAAUAUGUUUGGUAUUUCAAAGUUACGUGAAACUGCAUUAGCAAAUCUCUAUAGAAUCGAUACAAUAUGGCCAUUAAUUUCAGAUCAUAUCAUUGAUGCUGGUAAUCAUAGAAAUCCAUUAUUUAGAAAAUAUUCUGUUGAAUUUUUAAAUUCAAUCAUUAAAUCAACAAUUUCAUUACAACAAUCACAACAAUUAUUACAAUUACAAAAAGAAAAAUUAUUAUCACAACAACAACAACAACAACAAGAAAAAGAAAAAGAAAAAGAUAAUUCAUCAUUAAAUAGUGAAAGUAAUGAAGAUCAAUCAUCUGAUCUAACAAAUUCACCAGUUUCAACAACAACAACAACAACAACAACAACAACAACAACAACAACAUCAACAAUUAAUAUUUUAAAUUCAAAUUUAUCAUCAAUUAAUUCACAAUUUAUUGAAAAUUAUGAAUUUGAAAAAGAAUUAUUAGAAUUAGAUAAGAAUCAAAUUCAAUUAGAAUUUUUUACAACAUUAGAAGAAUUAUCAUUUUCAACAUCAAAUGAUACAAAAGAGAAAGUUUUAGAAUCUAUUAAUAGUAUUUUAUCAACUUCUGGUCAAUCUUUAACAACUUCAUGGCCAAUUAUUUUAAGUAUUUUGUUAAGAAUGUCAAAAUGUAAUGAAAAGAGAUUCAUUUCAUUAUCAUUUUCAAGUUUAGAAUUAAUUUGUAAUGAAUUUUUAUCAAAUUUAACACCUGAAUGUUUAGCAUUAACCAUUGAAUUGAUUGAAAGUUUUGUUUCACAAAAAGCUGAUAUCAAUAUAAGUUUAACUGGUUCAUCGGGUUUAUUGACAGAUUUAACUUAUUUCUUGGCAAAUGAAAAUUCAAUUAAAACAAGUAAAUAUCAAGUUUCAGAUGGUAAAGCAAUUGACCCAGUUAAAGAAUCACAUAGUCAAUGUAGGUUCACUAAAACUUUGAAUUCACGUAUACGUCCAUCCAUUUCAGAGUCAAGUCCAUUCUUUAAGGAGAAAAAUAAAUCAUUGAUUGAUAGAAUGUGGUUAUGUUCUUUCAAUUCUAUGAAAACCUUAUGUAUUGAUGUUAGACCUGCAAUUAGAAAUGGUGUAGUGGUUUCAUUAUUUCAAAUUUUAACAACUUAUUUCCAUUUGUUUGAAAAGGAGUUAUUGGAUGUCAUAUUGUGGUCAAUUCUAUUCCCAUUGAUUCAAGAGAUUAAAUCAUUCUCUGAAAAGGCUGAUCAAGAAAGAAUAGAUUCUGAUCUAGGUGGUGGUGUCAUGUUGUUGGUACAUCAUAGUAGAAACACUGCUCAAAAACAAUGGGAUGAAACUCAAGUACUCUCAAUUGGUGGUAUGGUUAGAAUUUUUAAAACAUUUUUUGAUCAACUUUUCACUUUACCAACUUUUGAUGCAGCUUGGUCAACUUUAUUAAAUCAUCUUCAAACCGAAUCUAAAUCAUCAUCAAAGGAGGUUUCAUUGACUUCACUCUCGUUCAUUCAUGAGAUUGUAAAUACUCCAUCCAUUAUUGACCCAUCACAUCCACAAUUGGCCGAGUCGAUUUGGGAAUGUUUAUUACAUUUGUCUCCAAAGUUAUUUGAUCCACAAAAUUCUGUACCAAAAUCAUUGUCUGUCUAUAUCAAGGUUUUCACAGAUUUGUUCAAUAAAACUCGUCCUCAAUUGAAUCAUGCACAAAUGAAUCGUGCUUUGGAGAUCAUUUUCCCAAUGGGUUUAUUCAUUGGUGAUUCUUCAACCGUUUUAUCAAAUCCACAAACUCAUGCCAUUCAAUUGAUUAAAUCAUUACCACCAAUCACUGUGGAUAUUUUCCCAUCGGUGAUUUCAAUACUUUUGAAAUAUAUCUCGAUUGGUAUCAAUAUGGUUUCACCACCAUUCACACCAACUUCAGCAACUUGUGAUUUCAUAUUCCCACCACAAACUCCAAUUACAAAGGAUUUAGUCUACUAUUCAACCAUCACUGAACAAUCAAUCGAUUUAAUCUAUGAACUAUUUUCACAUUCUUCAACAACUGAUGAAAUGAGAUCAUUGGUAUUCGAAGAUAUCAUAAAGGUAUUGGGUGCUUCAAUGUUAACCAAAUAUCAAAAAUAUCAUUCAACCAUUUGGAAACUUUCUGUAUCAAAUUUAAUUAAACUAUUACCAUCUGGUCUAUUGGCAAUUAAUAUCGAUUCAAAUCAUUUAAAUGAUAUUAAAAGAAAUAUCAUUUGGACAGAGUUAAUCGAUUCAAUUCAAACUUUUAUACUUCAUGAAAGACCAAAUCAUCAAAUUUCACCAGAGAAAAGAUUAGAAGAGGAUCAAUAUGAUAUUGAUCUUAUCAAUGCAAUUUCAAAGGAAAUGGUUGGUUUCUCUGGUAUUAAAGUUGAACGUGUUUCAAUCAUUCGUGAUAGAUUAGUUGAAAUUUUACAAGAAGGUUCGGUUUUAUCUGCUCAUGGUCGUGAAAAAGUUGCUCAAUCUUGUUAUAGAAAUAUGUUUUCAAUUUGUUCAACUACAAAUAAUAAUAAUAAUAAUAAUAAUAAAAACGAUAAUAAUAAUAAUAACAAUACCGAUGAUAAUGAUGGUAAUCAAGCUUCAGAAUCAAUUGAAAUUGCUAAAGUAGUAUUACCAGUGGUUUUAAAACGUUGUAAAGAUGUUUUAACAAGAUUUGUAAUUGAUGAAAGACAAUCUGGUAAUUAUCCAUUACCAAGAUAUCGAUUAUCUGAAAUCUCUUUUAUCUUGAAAGAAAUUUAUGAAUUACAAUUACAAUCAGGUGUUUAUCAACCAUUAAAUAAUAGUACAACUAUAAUUAAACCCGAAUGUAAAAGACCUCAUCUAUUAGAAUUAUAUACUAUACUUUGUGAUUGUAUUUGUACUUCUGAAAAAGAAAUUAAAGAAUUAUUAAAAAAUAUAUUUUUAAUUAUCUCGAAAGAAUUUUUAAAUUUAUAA